AUGGGGGGGCUGGCGCGUGUCAACCCCCCCUCGCAGUGCACGAGCCUCCUUCCAUCAGCCUCCCAGCGGGGGGGGCGACAGUCGGGCACGUGUUUCUUCACACCUCCUAGACUCAAAUGGCUGCGCACACUGAUAGCGAAAGGACUUUACCAAGAACAGACAAGCGCAAGACAAACCAUGGAGAAUAACGGUGGAUUACCUUCUGCUUUUAACGGAGACAACGUCCCCACCCAGCAGUCCGACAUGUGGAGACCUUGGACUGGAGAGGACAAGCCCGACGCACACAAGAUUUAUUCCGAACAUGGAGACCCCUCUGAUCCCAAAUCCUCAAAACCUCCUCAAUUCGUCCACCCAGUCAAGUUGUAUUGGCCAAAGUCGAGAUGCUUCGAUUACCUGUUCCAGGACGCGGAAAUGCUCCUGCGCAACUAUCCGGUCCAAGCGACCAUCUGCGUCUACGAGGACUCGAGCAGCGAUGAAGACAGUGAUGAUGAAGAGGAGGAGAUGGACAAGGAGCUGAACUAA
Messenger RNA from Limanda limanda (common dab), 522 nucleotides. RefSeq names its product protein ripply2-like. Gene Ontology annotation, cellular component: nucleus. Gene Ontology annotation, biological process: negative regulation of transcription by RNA polymerase II; embryonic pattern specification. The transcript has 4 exons. NCBI's taxonomy places the organism in Eukaryota, Metazoa, Chordata, Actinopteri, Pleuronectiformes, Pleuronectidae. The record is from RefSeq and is a predicted model, not a curated record. The coding region runs from base 1 to 522 and encodes 173 amino acids.